Molecule: messenger RNA, 2589 nt
Organism: Letharia columbiana
Lineage: Eukaryota; Fungi; Ascomycota; Lecanoromycetes; Lecanorales; Parmeliaceae
Exons: 2
Coding region: 1-2589 (862 amino acids)
Cellular component (GO): nucleus; Z disc
Molecular function (GO): transcription coregulator activity
Source: RefSeq, a predicted model, not a curated record
AUGAGCUUACUGCAUAGGUCGGGCCACCGAGAUGAGUAUGGUAAUUUUGGAGGUAUAGAUGUUUCCACAGCACCCCUAGAUGAGCUCGCCAACCAACCAAGCGCUCCUAAAGCCCCAAGAAGGCGAUCUUCGGGAUUGAAGUUUUUCGCUUCGUCAUCGAGCUCGAAUCCUCCACCAGCCCCUAGCUCACACAAGAAAUGGGAGGCAGACUACCUAAAAGACCUUCGUGUCAACCGGCCUGCGCGACCUGGUGGCUCACGACCAUUCCCCGGCCGAGCGGCCACGUCCACGGCAGAGCCCUUCGCCAGAGCAUCCUCUGCUCUAUCAUUCCGACCCUCAAGCUCAACGCAACAAGCCGACCCAAUCAUGGCCCCGAAAUAUGAGAGAUCUGCGAGUGCACUGUCACAUAGACGAGCGCAAUCGGACAUGCCAGUUGCAGACGCAGCCUUAGGACAGCUCAGGGCGUCUGUGGCUUCACGAGACUUUUCAGCUUCCACAAUAUCUAGAGCGCCUCCGAUGACCCCGAGUGGAGCAUACAGAGAGAGUGGAAUGCGGUGGAUGGAGAAGCAGGAAGCUCGGUCAUUGAGGGAAGCGCUAGAGGAUAUGGAUUUGCGGGACGAGGCAAAGGAUCACGCCGCUGCUCAAGAUGAAGCAUCGGAGCUCGUCUGGAAACACAGAAAUCAAGUGUCGCCACAGAAGAAUCCAGAUCGGUUACACAGCUACAAAUCUCAUCUUGAGAAAGGGGCACAUGCUCGAAGUCAGAGCGUUGGAUGGCAUGCAGAGCAGGGCGCAGUAAACGGCGAUUCCGCUACGAGCCAUCGAUCAGCCUCCGACACGUCAAACUCUAGUAAGGGCGACAGCAAUCUAUCACAAGCAACUCGCAAUACAGUUAUCACGUUCGCAGAACCCGAAAAGCCCACCGAGGAGACGCAACCUUACCAACAGACCGCGCAUGCGUUGUGGGACUCACCACAGAAGAAAGCCUAUAUGAAUUUAGAGCCUGGAAAGUUGCCCAGGAUUUCAGGGUACCGUCGAUCCAGCGGACCCAGAGCACGAGAUGUGAGUGGUGGGCUAUUCAGAAACCCUAAGGACAAGAUCUAUGAAGAGCCGGAUGCCGACAGAAAGACGUCUGAGCGCGCUGGGUCAGACCAGAGCAGGAUACCUGCACCACUCGUUACAAAGAACCGCAAUACAGUGUCCAAAGACCGUACUGGAAGUAAAUCGUUCUUCCGUUCAAGAACUGCUUCUGCCGAAGACAACAUGAGAGUGUCUCGGUCCGAAAUCCAUAGGAACCCCCCUUCUCAAUCUCACAACCCUUCUUACCUAAAAAAUCCACCAGCCUCAGUAAAACCGGGCCAAGUCGUUGCUAAUCACGCAGAGAGUCACUCAGAUAUACCAAUGGUCAAAGACGGCAAGGAGAUACGUAGUGACGAUAUCAGAGCUGCUACAAGUAUGCGGAUGAAGGAUAGAAGCCCGAAGUUACCUUCUCCAACUGUCGUCAGCAACAGGCCAGGAAGGCCAAUCGUUAGUUUCGAGCAAGACUGGAAGCCAAAAGAUACUACUAAGAAGGAAGACUCUUCCUUAGAUGGGCUAUCCGCAAGUCCUGCGAGACUACGCUUCAAGCCGCACAUGCCAGCAUCAACGGCCUCGGCGCCCAUAGUACCAACAAUCAACGUCCCGGUUCCGCCCUCCAUUCAAGUCGAUGAAGUUCCGCCUAGCGACUCACCCUCCACGCCCUCGAUCUCUGUUUCCGAGGCUGGAAUCCCCACCUUCUCGCUACCUGAGAACCUACCUACCAAGCGACCCCUACCAACACCUUCAAGCAGAUCUCGCCACUCGCCGGCCAAUCGUCCGCUCCCCCAACACUCAUCUACCACUCCAGUCCACUCUUCCAAGCUCCACUGGACCCCAUCUUCCCGCCGUGCUACUGCCCAAUGUGCAGCCUGCGCUCUCCCUAUCGAAGGCCGCAUUGUCAGCGCCGCCUCUCAACGCUUUCAUCCCCACUGCUUCACCUGCCACCACUGCGCAGAACCCCUAGAAUGCGUUGCGUUCUACCCCGAGCCCGACUCUGCCCGCACAGCUCGCGUUGAACGCAUUGAAGCUCGUCUAGCUUGCCAAACCCACGCUUUGCCGGACGAAAAAGAAGGCGAAACAGCAGCCGAUGACGGUGACUCAUCUCUACGCUUCUACUGCCAUCUCGACUACCAUGAGCUGUAUUCUCCACGCUGCCGCAGCUGCAAAACGCCUAUUGAGAGUGAGGUUGUUCUUGCCUGUGGUGGAUCCUGGCAUGUAGGCCAUUUCUUCUGCGCAGAGUGCGGUGAUCCGUUUGAUGCGAAGACGCCCUUCGUGGAGAAGAAUGGGUAUGCAUGGUGUGUGGGAUGUCAUGCUGCAAAAUUCAGCGGGAAGUGCAAGGGAUGUAGGAAGCCGGUCGUCGAGGGUGGCUUAAGCGCGCUAGGUGCUGAGUGGCAUGCUGAAUGCUUUUGUUGUGUGGAGUGUGGAGGCCAUUUCGAGGAUGGAAGGUUCUUCACCCGGGAGAAUGAAGAGAAGCCGGUGUGUGUGGCGUGUGAGGAGAGGAGGUUGAAGGCUUGA